AUAAAAUUGACUUUUUUUUAGAUUUUUUUUUGUGUGUGUAUUUGGAUGCAAAGAGUAGGUUAUUUCUUAAUAAUCAACAAAGUAAAACUUCAUUUUGUUCAUCUCUCUUCUUCAAAUCAGAGAAGCUUAGAAAGAACACAGAGGAAAUAUUUUUUGAGUAUGUCAUUGACACCGUGGGAGGAACAUAUAUUGAUUGAUGAAGACAAUGGAAUUGAAGAGGAAGAAACUCCAUUAAGAAAUUGGAGUAAUAAUAAUGGAGAAUUAGAAGAAAUUAUCCGAUUAUCAAAAAGUGGAGAAGAAGCAUUGUUAUUACCAAACGAAAUAAUUGGAAGAUCACUUGUGGAAGAUUCAACAUUAUUGGGUUUGAAGGAAAGUGAUAACAUUUAUGGAGUUUUAGAGAGAGAAAAUUCAAAAUUAUUUCCACCACCAUCCAUUAAUGCUCAUAAUGAAGAACCCUCAAAUUCAAAUAAAGAAAAUGCAAAGAAAGAAGAACACAAUGCUAGAGAAAGACAAAGAAGGUUGGAACUCUCUCACUCCUAUUUUUCACUUCGCUCUUUGCUUCCCAAUGCUAGAAGAUCAAAGAAAAGGUGGAGCUCAGGAACCAUAAUCGACAAAGUUGUAGACUACAUUCCAACACUACAAAAAGAGAUUGAAAAGAUGAACCAAAAGAAACAAAAUUUGAUAAAAGCAAAAGAAAGGAUUAUGAGCAAUAAUAAUGCAGAAAGAGUAUUAGUAUCAGUUGAUGAAAAUGAAGGGUUGGAUAAUCAAUAUUAUAAUAAUAUUAAUCCAACUGUUUCAAUCCAUCAACUUUGCGAAGGAGAAGUCAUAAUCCAAAUAUGCAUAAACCCAAGAAACAGUAAUAAUAAUAAGUUGUCAAAUUUGAUUCAAAAGGCAGAAGAAGAAGGCUUAAGGAUCAUUGGUGCUUCCACAGUUUCUGUUUCUCAUCAUGACCAUCAGAUUCUUACCUCCCAUUUGCAUGUUCAGAUGAUGGAUAGGAGUUUACAAGAAGCUGCUGAUAAUAAAUCAAUAUCAAGAAAAAGGGUAAUCUCUUGGUUAUGUUGCUGACUCAUUUACAUACAAAAUACCACACGUACUAUAGGAACCAACGAAGGGUUGAUUUAUAAAUCUGUUGAAGCGUCGCGAUGCUCUAGGGAGGCGCUGUAACGCUACGCUAUUCCUAUCCGUAUCAUUUUUUCUUAACUAGAUUUUCAUUUUGAAGAAGACAUUAAAGUUGCAUUAUUUUAAUCUGUACGUUGAUCCUAGUUACUCACCCUCAUUUUGACAUACAAACUAUGGGAGCACAUGAAGACAUUCAGCAACCAGUACCAUUUUCAACUCAAAUCUUAAUAAGAGGGUCUUCAUUCCCCAUAUCAUUUUCUACCAUUUCAAUUUGAGCAAGUACCAA
This is a messenger RNA of Cucumis melo (muskmelon), 1405 nucleotides long. Its product is annotated as transcription factor bHLH160. Gene Ontology annotation, molecular function: protein dimerization activity; RNA polymerase II transcription regulatory region sequence-specific DNA binding; DNA-binding transcription factor activity, RNA polymerase II-specific. The record is from RefSeq and is a predicted model, not a curated record. Gene Ontology annotation, biological process: regulation of transcription by RNA polymerase II. The transcript has 4 exons. Lineage: Eukaryota; Viridiplantae; Streptophyta; Magnoliopsida; Cucurbitales; Cucurbitaceae. Gene Ontology annotation, cellular component: RNA polymerase II transcription regulator complex. The coding region runs from base 46 to 1065 and encodes 339 amino acids.